Molecule: messenger RNA, 2726 nt
Organism: Sorex fumeus (smoky shrew)
Lineage: Eukaryota; Metazoa; Chordata; Mammalia; Eulipotyphla; Soricidae
Gene: DHRSX
Product: dehydrogenase/reductase X-linked
Exons: 7
Coding region: 20-1027 (335 amino acids)
Molecular function (GO): oxidoreductase activity
Source: RefSeq, a predicted model, not a curated record
GGUCCCCGGACACAGCGCCAUGUCGCCGUGGCGCGCGGUGCGCGCGGCGCUGCGGGUCUACGUGGCGGGGGCGCUGGUGAUGCUGUCGCAGCUGCUCCGCCGCUGCCUCGGGGGCUUCUCGGAGCCAGUGUUUCCCCCGCAGCCCGGGCGCGUGGCCAUCGUCACGGGAGGCACGGACGGCAUCGGCUACGCCACGGCCAGGCGGCUGGCCCGCCUGGGCAUGCACGUCAUUCUCGCCGGGAAUGACCAGCGGAAGGCCCAGGAGGCCGUGAGGAAGAUGAAGGAAGAAACGCUGAACGGGCAAGUGGAGUUCCUGUACUGUGACCUGGCCUGCAUGCGCUCCAUCCGCGAGUUUGUGCAGGCGUUCCGGCAGAAGGGGCUCCCCCUGCACGUGCUCGUCAACAACGCCGGCGUGAUGAUGGUGCCCCAGCGGAGCACCCGGGACGGCUUCGAGGAGCACUUUGGCCUCAACUACCUGGGCCACUUCCUGCUGACCAACCUGCUGCUGGACGUGCUCCAGGCCUCGGGCUGCGCCGGACGCUGCGCCCGGGUCGUGUCCGUGGCCUCCGCCACCCACUACGUGGCCCACAUGGACAUGGACGACCUGCAGGGCAGGCGCGGCUACUCGGCCCACGGCGCCUACGCGCAGAGCAAGCUGGCCCUGGUGCUGUUCACGUACCAGCUGCAGGCCCUGCUGGCCGCCCGGGGCUGCCCGGUCACCGCCAACGCCGCCGACCCCGGCGUGGUGGACACGGACCUCUACCGACACGUCUUCUGGGGCCGCAGCCUGCUCAAGCGCCUGGCCGCCCCCUGGUUCUUCAAGACCCCCGAGGAAGGCUCGUGGACGUCCGUGUUCGCCGCCGUGUCGCCCAGCCUGGAGGGCCGCGGGGGCCGAUACCUGUACAACGAGCGGGAGACGCGCUCGCUGGGCGCCAGCUACGACCCGCACCUGCAGCAACAGCUCUGGGCCGCCAGCUGCCGCCUCACAGGACUCCGGGACUCCUCGCGCCCUCUGACCCCCGAGUAGCCGUGGCCGCCCGCCCACCCCCAAACCCCCCCUCCCGCAGCACAGAUCUGUGUACGGCCCCCAGACACACACACACACACAUACGAACUCACACAUGUGCACAGUCAACACACAGGUACUUCCGUGCACACACACAGACACACACAAACAUGCAAAGACACAGACACACAAGCACACACAUGCAGACACAGCCAUGCACACACAGUCACACACAUGCACACGCAGGUAAACACAUGCACACACAGCCAUGCACACAGCCAUGCACACGCAGGUAAACACACAUGCACACACAGUCACACACAUGCACACGCAGGUAAACACAUGCACACACAGCCAUGCACACAGCCAUGCACACGCAGGUAAACACACAUGCACACACAGUCACACACAUGCACACGCAGGUAAACACACAUGCACACACGUGUACACACACAUGUACAGACGCACACCCAGAUGUACACACAGGCAAAAAACACGCACACGCAAACAUGCAUGGAUAUACAGACUCACACACGUGCACUCACAGAUGCAGACACGGCCAUACAAGCACACACAGACACACACGCGCGCUCCCAGGCACACACGACACACAAACACAGACUCACAAACACACUUAGGCACACAAACACACACUCAAACAUACACACAGAUAGACACAGACACACAAGCACACACACACAUGUGGACACAGAGCCAUGCGCACAGUCACAUGCAUGCACACACGUGUAAACACACGUGCACACACAGACAUGCAGACACACGCACAAAUGCACCCACGUACACCCAGAUGGACACACAUGGACACAGGCACAAAUACGCACACACCAACAGGCAUAGACACAUACACUCAUACACAUGCACUCACAGAUGGCAGACAUGGCCAUACAAGCACGCACACAGACACACACAUGUGCUCCCAUGCACACACGUCAUGCAAACACACUGAAGCACACAAACACACCCAGACACGCACAAACAUACGCACAGAUAGACACAGACACUAAGCACACACACACACGGACACACGGGCAUGCACACAGUCACACACAUGCACCCAGAUGUCCACACAUGUACACAGAGGCACAAAUACGCACACGCCAACAGGCAUAGACACAUACACUCAUACACAUGCACUCACAGAUGCAGACACGGCCAUACAAGCACACACAGAGACACACACACACAUGUGCUCCCAUGCACACAUGUCAUGCAAACACACUGAAGCACACAAACACACCCAGACACGCACAAACAUACGCACAGAUAGACACAGACACAUAAGCAUACACACACACGGACACACGGGCAUGCACACAGUCACACACAUGCACACACAUGCACCCAGAUGUCCACACAUGUACACAGAGGCACAAAUACGCACACGCAAACGUGCCCAGACACAUAAACUCACACACGUGCACACACAGGUGCAGACACAGACCUACAAGCACACACAGAGACACACACUCACACACAGGCCUUCCCACGCACACACAGACCCCCACAAACGCACACACCUAGUAGACGCACAGACACACACACACAAGCAUAGAAAAACACACGCACACGCAGACUCACACCAAUAGACACAGACACAGACACACAAGCACACAGACUUCCCGGCAGGUGGCGGCUAGGGUGUUGCUCUCCUGGGGGGCUGCCGCGGGGGUCUCAGGGGGGCGCUGACGGAUUAAAGUGC